CGGGCAGCUGGAAGACAGGCUGAAUCUCACACAGUAUGAUUGAAACACUUUACCGUGUGAGAAAGAUAUAUUACAUGAUUAUUUUCAUCAUAGGUGUCCAUGUGAAUUUAAUGGCGAUUGUGAUCCUGUCCCGGGGAAAGUGCGGCCUCUCCACCUGCACCACUCGCUACCUGGUGGCCAUGGCAACGGCCGAUCUACUGACCAUUAUCUUUGAUGUCUUACUGUGGCGGGUCAGUUAUUACUACUUCCCCGGGACUUUCCUGGACAUCACCCCCGUGUGCAGUGCGGUCGGUGCCCUGGGUGUUGCAGCCACGGACUGUUCUGUCUGGUUCACCGUCAUGUUUACAUUUGAUCGGUUUGUCGUCAUCUGUUGUCACAAGCUGAAAACAAAAUAUUGCAUCGGGAAAACUGCGGCUGUGGUUCUGACAACAACUGCCGUUCUGAUGUGUAUUAAAAACGUGCCCUACUGCUUUCGAUUUCGUCCUGCGAAAGUAGUUGACAAUAUACCCUGGGACUGUAUUUCCAAGGCAGACCACUAUACGGAUCCCGGAUGGGUGGGGAUCUCUCUGUCCCUAAUACGGGAGAAAGAGGCGCCUCCGUUUCACAGCGAGAGGAAAGACAUUACAAACAUCUCGCUGGUUUACGAUGUUGGAAAUCCGUUACGUCACUUUAUUCGAUCUCCCUGCCAGAAUAUCCCAAAACUCUCUGUUCUCCGGGCACACAACCGUAGAUCUUCCGACUCCCCUGACGACACGCGGAUCUCCUGCCGUGACACCGACCUUCGAUCUGCCCUUUUCCAGAGCCCCGAGAUCGUAAACCACCAAAAGCGAGCCGAACACCGGCUAGUGGUGAAACGCCAAGAGCGUGUCCCAUACCCGCAAAGAACAGUAAUCAACGUGUAA
Molecule: messenger RNA, 902 nt
Organism: Hypanus sabinus (Atlantic stingray)
Lineage: Eukaryota; Metazoa; Chordata; Chondrichthyes; Myliobatiformes; Dasyatidae
Exons: 3
Coding region: 36-902 (288 amino acids)
Biological process (GO): G protein-coupled receptor signaling pathway
Cellular component (GO): membrane
Molecular function (GO): G protein-coupled receptor activity
Source: RefSeq, a predicted model, not a curated record